Dufourea novaeangliae is the source of this 934-nucleotide messenger RNA. Its product is annotated as farnesol dehydrogenase-like. The record is from RefSeq and is a predicted model, not a curated record. Gene Ontology annotation, molecular function: oxidoreductase activity. NCBI's taxonomy places the organism in Eukaryota, Metazoa, Arthropoda, Insecta, Hymenoptera, Halictidae.
ACAGUCGCGGAUACAAGACGCGAAUAUUAUCGCCAGGGAUGGAUCGAUGGACGGAUAAAGUGGCGGUGGUGACAGGCGCCAGCGCUGGGAUUGGGGCGGCCAUUGUUAAGCAAUUGGUCCGAAAAGGCAUGGUGGUGGCUGGGCUGGCUCGAAGGGUGGACAAAGUCAAAGAACUUGCGGACACCCUCGAGAGCGUCGUUUCCGCUUUCGCGUGGGUCCAGGAAAAUCUUGGAUCCGUGAGCGUGCUGGUGAACAACGCUGGAAUCACGAAAGAAUCCUCGCUGAUAGAAGGCAAUCUGGAGGACUGGCGAGCCGUCUUCGAGGUGAACGUACUCGGCCUGUGUCUUUGUACGCGGGAAGCCGUUCGAAUGAUGAGGGAGGCUGGCGGAGAGGGUGUCGUGAUCAACGUGAACAGUCUUGCGGGCGAACGGGUGCCAUUCAUUCCUGGAUUUUCCGUUUAUCCCGCCUCGAAGAGAUCCAUCGUUGCCCUGGCUCAGACUCUACGUCACGAGCUCACGGGAACACGAAUACGCGUCACGGGUAUAAGUCCAGGGCUGGUCGCCACGGAGCUGAUGGUGUCCUACAGCACGUAUUCCGAGGAAGCAUUAGCAUCGUUUCCGACACUGGACCCAGAUGACGUGGCUGCUGCAGCAGUUUACAUUUUGUCAUCUGGCCCACACGUUGUAGUACAAGACAUCGUCCUGCGGCCACUCGGUGAAUCCUGGUAGUGAACUUACUCUAUCCAGAGCUGUACUCUACAUACUUGCACUGUUAUUACUGUUUUGUCCUUAAUGAUUAUCACGAAACUGCAGACGUUUAUGCAAAUACAGGUUUUUUCUAGGUUAAUUCGUCGGAAUCGAACAAAAACGUAUUUACUUUGCAUAGUAUCCUACUAGAUUCCAGAUCAAAUAAAAAGCUCGAUAAAUUCUAUAUC